UUGCGUUUUGUCAAAACGUUGUAGCGUGUGUAUGUUGUGAGGUUAUAAUUUUGUAUUAAUUUUUUUAUUUAUAAUGUAAUUAUUAAUUUUAAGUAUUUAAUAGCGCAAAUCAUCUGUGCUGCUUUGUACAAAGAUUAUAUGGAACUUAAAUCUUUUACCAUUAAUUCCUAUCUUUAUUAUUUAUGGAAGCCGACAUACUAGUCAUGGAGAGCCAACUAGUGGAUUUUAGUGUUGUUAAACGAAAAAUAAUUGCAACAGAUGAAGUGUUGAACAAGUAUUUAGAAAAUUAUAACAAACUUAAAAAGAAUAUACAGACAAAUAAAGAAUUGAAAUCACAAUUAGAGCGAUCACAGCUGGAGCUAGAAAGAAGUGAGUUUUCACAGAAAACGAUACAAUCAAAGUACAAUGAUUUAGAAAGCAAAUACAAUGUACUUGCUGAUCAGAUGGAAGAUCUGCAAAGAAAAUAUGGUGAACAGUUAAUUUCCUCUCAAACAACUAUACAAGAUAUGGAAAUCGAACUCUCAAUGUACAAGGAACUAUCAGAAAAUUCGUCAAAUGCAGGUAUGACCAUGGAGGAAUUAAAGAAAAAGUUAAAAGAACACCAGGAGACUGAGGAAGAGAUUAGUAAAGAUAACUUAAGGUUAGAGAAAGAAAUUUCAAGUUUACAACAACAAAUAACUCGUAAUAAAGAAGAAUAUGAUAAAAAAAUACAAGCCUUAAAUAUGGAGAAAGAAGAAAUAAGUAGUCGUUUAUGUUAUAUACAAACUGAGCAAAAAGAGCAACUCAAGAAGCAUGCCGAAGUUUGCCAUUUUAAGGAUAUGAAAAUAAAUCAGUUAGAACGUCAAUUACCUGACGUAAGAGCUCUGCAGGAUUUAGUUAAACUUCUCACAUUCGAAAAAGAACAGCUGAAACAAGAAAGUAUACACAAAUAUAUCCCAAAGUCAGCUGUAAGUAUUGGUUCGCAAACUGAUCUGAUUUCAGAACCAUUUUUCAGUAACAAUUUAGAAUUUGGUGAAUCUGAUAUGUUUCUAUGUGAUAUCUUUAAAGAAAUGAUAAAUUAUACAACAAUGUUAUCACCAUUAAGAUCUAGUUCACCUCAAAUUGAAUGCUGUUUAGAUAAUAUAGAAAACACAUCUCAUAUAGCUGCAGGUGUUUGUAGUGAAGAAAUUAAAGAAAAUAAUGCUCUUUUACUUAAAGAGAAUGAUAUUAGUAUAAAUAAUGCAAGUUAUGAGAAUUCUAUUGCAGUAUCCCAGAAUAUAGAAGACGAUGAAGAUUACAUGCUAGUAGAUUCAGGAAUUUCGUCUUUCUGUACACCAAUGACCCCACUUAGUGACAAUAACAAAGAUUAUUUAAGCAAUAAAUCAGAUGUCAACAAUUUUGAAGACUUUAAUAAAAUCAAAAAUAAGCAAAGAUAUAAGAAGGCAAGGUAUUUAAAACAAAGAAGGAAGACUAUUUCCAAAAUGAAAAACUUGUUAAAGAGAAAAAAGAAAACAGUAAAUCGCGAUCCAAUUCUAAGUGCUUUAAAAGUUUUAAAACAGUCUAAUAUUAACUUUAUAAUUUCCAAUGAAGAAAUAUUUUCCUCAGGUCAGAAUAAGUCUAUUAAAAAGGUGUGCCAGCAACUUAAAAUUAAAACCCUAGAUGUUGAAUAUCUCACGUGUACACAAAUUAGUUGUCAACAAAGUUGUAUGUUAGUUGAAGAUGGGUGCUUGCUGGGUUUCUUCGAAUCCAACAAGAAUACACAACAUUCUAAUGAAAAAACAUCCAUAGAAUCUAAACAUCACAAUCUUAUUUCAGACUUAACAAAUACACUGGUUCCUAAUUGCUCUCCAGAAGUUGUUUUGGAUAAACUGGCAGAACUAGUCAGUGAGAAACUCAAACAUAAAAAGACGCAUUGGCCUUCCACCGAAUGUAACUCAGAAUAUCUAUCAGAGUCUGAAGCAGAGUUACGAAGUUUAUUCAGUAGUUCUGUAUUGGAUACCAACGGAGUUAUAGAAUCUGACAUUAACAUGGUUGAUUUAAAACUAUCAAAUGAGGAGCUGAUUCCAAGGAAUCUGUCAGCAGAAAUAACUUCAUCUACAGAUACUUCUUUUGUUGAAAAUAAGAGUAUUUCGUAUUCAGCGAAUUCUGAUAAUGUUGUCAGUACAUGCCCUCCAAUUCAAACAGAAUCUACCACUUUUAUAAAUCAACAUACUGUAGAUUAUAAUUGUGGAAGAGUUACAGACACUACUGAGGCACCAACUUGUGAAUAUAACACUAAAGAACCUAAGGCUAAUGAUAAUAUUACAAAGAUGAUCGUAGAGGAUUUAUCAGAUCAAAAAAAUGAAAAUCAUGAUACAAUAGACACAUUUUUAGGACUAGAUGUACGAACUGAUACAGAAUCAGACAAAAAAUCAAUUUAUGUUAAAGAGAGCUGUGUGGACAAUACAGAAAGUCCUACCAUUGUAGAAACAGAAGGUUGUCAAAGCUUUACUACUGAAAAUAAUGACAAUUUAGAAAAGAAUCAACUAUUUGAGGUAGCUUCCAAAGAAGAACUAGGACUGAAUCAUGCCGUUGGUGAAAUAACUUGUCCUGGUAACUUGGAUAGUGCAACUUAUGAUACUACAGGAAAUAUCCUCUUGAAUAUACAUACACAGGAUCACCAGGAUAUCAUAGAAGGUACCUGUUUAUCUAAACAACCACCAGAUAAAUUACAAAGUCAAAAACCAAAUACUGUGGAUUUGGUCGAAAAAUCUGAAAGUGUUGUUUCUACAAAAAAUGCUUCUUGUAAUCAAGAAAAAGCCUUAGAUUUAGUCAUAAAUGAACCAAAAGUAGAACUAUUGGAAACAUUUAUGUUACCUUCAGGCAUAAACUCUGAACAACCAUCUAUAAAAUUAAAACGUCAAAAACCAAAUACUAUGGAUCUUGAAGAAAAAUCAGAAAGUAUUGUUUCUACAAAAAAUGCUUCUUUUAAUCAAGAAAAGGCAUUAGAUUUAGUAACAAAUGAACCAAAAGUAGAGCUAUUAGAAACAUCUGUAUCUUCAGCCAUAGACUUGAGUUGUUUAUCUAAACAACCACCUGGAACAUUACAAAGUCAAGAACCAUAUGCUGAGGAUCUUGUCGAAAAAUCAAAAAGUAUUAUUUCUACAACAAAUGCUUCUUGUAAUCAAGAACACCCCUUAGAUUUAGUAAUCAAUGAAACAAAAGAAGAUUUAUUGGAAGCAUCUGUGUUACUUUUACCCAUAGACUCAAGUGAUAAUGAUCACAUUUGUUGUAAAAUUGGGGAAGAUGAUUUUAGCAAAACACUCCAGCAACAAUAUUCACCCAAAAUUUUUUCUGAUGAAUUUGAUAACCAUUUCCAUCUCCCUCUUGCUUUAGAUGAAGACUAUAAUAAGGAAUUGAGUCAUGUUCCAAGGGAAGGUACAAAUUCUAUCGACUUGUCUUCUGAUCAAUGUCAAGAUAGAUGUCUGAUACGAAAUUUAAGAGAAUUUAAUCAUAAGCUCGAUUUGAAUUUGUCAUUUUCGUUUGAAGAAGGGGAUGAUAGUGAAACUACUGGAACUAUUUCUAGAACACUAAGUCCCAAAAGUUUGUCAUUUCCGUUUGAAGAAAAUGAAGAAAAUGAAAGUGAAGCUACUAGAACUAUUUGUAGAACACCAAGCCCUGAAAAACAGAACAAUUAUCUCUAUAUGAUGUCUCCUUCAACUAUUUUAGAUAUCUGUAGGAUAUCACCACCUCCAGAAUGUAUCAGUCCAUUAAGUUCAAAUAGUGUACUUAAAGAUGAUAUUGGAGAAGUAGAAAGUAAAAAUGAAACUGGUCAAGUUAAGAAUAUUGAUUUAAAUAAUGAAAGUAUGUCUUUAAAGCAAAUAUCUCCUUUAAAACAAUGUAUGGAGUUGCUUUCAAAAACAGGAGAGAGUAUUAUGUCAGAUUCAAUAAUAUCUCCAACUUCCAAAUGCAUUAACUAUAUUUUAAAACAUGAACAAAUAUUGGGGUCUGAGAUAGAUUCAUUUUUACAACAAUUCGAAUCUGAUAAAAGUUUUAGUGACUUAAAUAAUUCCACAAAUGCCGUUGAAAGUCCUAAUAAUCAGGGUGUCACUAAGUCUUCAUUCCAAUCGCCACCUAACAGAAAAAGGAUAUCAGAGUUUCGAUCUCCACCAAAGUCUUCUGCCCCAGUUCCAACUCCUCAAACAAAAACUAUUAGAAAUUUGACGAACUAUUUUGAAUCAGUUAAUUCAGAAGAGUCUGCCGUGUCACAACCAUCACCAACUAAAAAUGUGACUCAAUCUUGCUCUUCAGCAUUUCCGAUUUCUUCUGAUUCAACAACUUCAGUUCACAUUCCAACAGGGCUUGCAAUACUUGCAACAAAAUACAAUCCUGCCUUGUCUGCAAAGCCUUCUAUAAAUGUUUUUCCAUCAGCUGCUACUUCUCAUAUGCAAGAUAGUUCAUCUCUUGAAAUUGAAAUGUCAGUUGAUUCUCCAAUACCUCCUAUUACAAGACCAUAUGAACUGUUUUUUAAUCCUAUCUCACUACCAACACCUAAGGUCACAUAUGGAUUGUCUUCACCUGUGUCUUCUCCAGUAGCAAGCUGUCCUGAAUCACCAGAACAAGCAGAGGUGUUGCAACAUGAGACUGUGUAUCCAAAAAUUAUACCACUGGAGAAAGUUGAAGAUAGUGGUUUAGCAAAUGAGACGAAAAACAACAGAAAAUGUUCUCCUACAAAUAGUGAUAGUAAAUCUAGUGAAUAUGAUGUAAAGAGUAAUCAGCAAUGUAUUAGGAGCAAAUAUGAAACUGUGGAUCCAAAAAUUACACCACUGGAGAAAGUUGAAGAUGAUGGUUUAGCAAAUGAGACGAAAAAUAAAAGAAAAUAUAAUGAUAGUAAAUCUAGUGAAGAUGAAGUAAAGAAUAAUCAGCCAUGUAUUAGGAGCAAAUAUGGACGGGUGAUAAAAGUUAAAAAAUAUCCUGAUUUCUAUGAUGACAUAGAGGAAUUCACAAAAUGCACAAAAAUAUCAUCUGUGGCUGAAUCAGAAGAAAAAAAUAGACGUCAGUUGGAAGCUAAAAAUGGAAGCAAAAGCAUAGAAAAAAUGGUAGUAAACAAAGUAGAUGAAACAAGUUGUAGUGAACACGUGAAACAAGCGCCAGAUCCGACAAAGAAACCAAAACUACCUAAAAGGUUGACAAGACUUCAGGCAAAAAUGUUUGCAGCUGAAUCGGAAGAAAAAGAUAAACAUAAAUUGGAAGCUAAAAAUGAAGGUGAAAGCACAGAAAAAAUGUUAGUAAACGAAGUAGGUGAAACAAGUUGUAGUGAACAAGUCAUCCAAGUGUCACAUCUGGCAAAGAAGCCAAAACUAGCUAAACAGUUGACAAAAGUUCACUCAAAAAUAGUUAUAGCUGAAUCGGAAGAAAAAAAUAAACAUGAAUUGGAAGCUGAAAAUGAAAGCGAAAGCUUAGAAAAAAUGUUGGUAAACGAAGUAGAUGAAACAAGUUGUAGUGAACAAGUCAACCAAGUGUCACAUCCGGCAGAGAAACCAAAACUAGCUAAAAAGUUGACAAAAGUUCACUCAAAAAUGGUUGUAGCUGAAUCGGAAGAAAAAAAUAUACUUGAAUUGGAAGGUACAAAUGAAAGCGAAAGCACAAACAAAAUGUUAGUAAACGAAGUAGAUGAAACAAGUUGUAGUGAGCACGUCAAACAAGUGCCAGAUCCGGCAAAUAAACUAAAACUAGAUAAAAAGUUGACAAAAAUUCACUCAAAAGUGUUUGUAGCUCAAUCGAAAGAAAAAAAUAAACAUGAAUUGGAAGCUACAAAUGAAAGUGAAAGCAACGAAAAAAUAUUACUAAACCAAAUAUAUGAAACGAGUUGUAGUGAACAAGUCAACCAAGAGCCAGAUCCGGCAAAGAAACCAAAACUAGCUAAAACGUUGACAAAAGUUCACUCUAAAAUGUUUGUAGCUGAACCGGAAGAAAAAAAUAAACUUGAAUUGGAAUCUAAAAAUGAAAGUGAAAGCACAGAAAAAAUGUUAAUAAACCAAAUAGAGGAAACAAGUUGUAGUGAACAAGUCAACCAACUGUCACAUCCGGCAAAGAAGCCAAAACUAGCUAAAAAGUUGACAGAAGUUCCCCCAAAAAGGUUUGUAGCUGAAUCGGAAGAAAAAAAUAAACAUGAAUUGGAAGCUACAAAUCAAAGUGAAAGCAACGAAAAAAUGUUACUGAACCAAAUAGAUGAAACAAGUUGUAGUGAACAAGUCACAAAAGUGCUAGAUCCGGCAAAGAAACCAAAAAUACCUAAAAAGUUGACAAAACUUCAGUCUAGUGUAAAGAGACAAAUGAAACAUAAACAAGUUAUGUUUCGACAACCUGUGGGGAAUAUCUGUGAUAAUAAGUUAUAUAUUUCAAACCAUUCAGAAGAAAUGGAAAGUGAAACUAGCAAUAAGAAAAUUAAAAUUGUUCAAAAUGUAUUGAUACGUCCAAAUGCAAGCUCUCCCAUCGACUUAAUGGAAUCCAAAAGCUGGAAUUCGGGUCAUAAUACCAACCAAACAAAACCAGAGCCCUGUGCUCCUCAGCAAAAUACUUGUGAUGUGUUAUCUUCGAUUAUAGGCCAAAUGGACAAAAUUAGGUCCCAUAAAACUGUGAUAAAAAGGGGGGUAGCAACUCCUAAAAGUAUCAGCGAAAAAGAAUGGAGAAAUGGGUUGAUAGAUAUAGCAGAAACCAUAUACAAUAGAGAUAUUAAUAUGCCGAAUAUUCAUGGUAUUAGAAGUUUCAAGAAAAUAGGGUUAUUGAAGAGAGAUUCCAAAGUAUCACCCAAAAUUGGGUUUUUGCUGAAGAAGUUUUAUGACCUUCCCAGCGAUAUAGUUCUACCAGAAUAUAUUAUCGUUGAAUUCGCAAGGUUGCCUGUUGAUUAUAUUAUAGAUAUAAUCAUUCACCAACUUCCAAGAGAUAAAGACAAGCCCGAAGAAGACUGCUAUCCAGCACCACUUAUGACACCAACACAGCGGAAAUUCCUGCGUUUAUUGAUCCAACUGGAACCGAAAAGGAUAAACAUUAUUGAAAGGUUCUAUUGUAGAAUCCAAUAUUAUGUAUGUAGAAAUGAUAUAUGUGUGAGAGUGGGCAUUCCAUUGACCCGGUUAUUCAUGGGAUUAUGUCGGCUUAAAGCAGACAUUAACAUGAUGAGAACAUUUUGCUGUGAAGCCUUCUACUACGCGGGAGAGGUUGCCAUACCAAUUUUUUUUACCGUUUUAACUUCAUGGGCCGACGUUAUACCCGUAUAUUCAGAGGUUGAUGUAUAUCCCAUGGCAAAGGUACUAGUUCAGUUAGUAUAUGAGAUGAAAGUCAAAAAACUUUAUUGCAACAGUUAUGCAUUAAGAGACUUACUGGAUAAAUACUACGGUUAUCCCAAAGAAAGACGGGACUGUGACGAAUUCUUCCAAGAAAUUUAUCAGCACUAUUUAGAAAACCCCUCCGAUUCUACCGAGUAUGCUAUAAGAAUGUACCUCAAGCACAAGGAUAGACCUUGGGCAUAUAAGAAGUUGAAUGAAUUGUUCAAACCAUUGAUUUACAAGAUACCGCCAGAAAAUUCAAAUUUUAAGGCGACCAACAUUAUAUUAGUUGGCAAAUUAUUGAAAUAUUUCAACAGUGGUGUGGAAUUUGACAAAAAAUGUCUUGAAGAGAUGAAGUUGUGGUUCGAAGGACUCUUGGAAGAUAAUUCGGCAGAUCCUAUUGUUCUACAAAGUAUACAGUACUCACUAAAGCUUAUUCCUCGUAGGAUACGGAAUCCGGAGCUGGAGAUAAUAAAGAAACCCAAAAAGCCCAAACCGAUCCCCAUGGUGCCACAAGAAUAACAUCAAAUUUGUAAAUAAUAAUUUAUUUAUAUUAUGUACAUUAUAUAUCAAUGAAAAUUGAUGAUUGUAAUAUAUUGUGAUUAAAAAAGUACUUAUUAGUUUUGUAAUGAGUACUUUUUUGUAUGAUCUGUUGAAAAAUAGAUGGUUUAAAAAAUGAAAAAUGAUGUUUUCUACAAAAUUUUCGUGGCCUAAAGACAGUUACAAACUGUAUAUAUACGAGAUUGUUUUAUACAACAUUUUAAAUGGAACAUAGCGUAUUGGAGAGGUUCAAAUAAUUUUCAAACUAUUUGUGUUUUAUUUAGUAUAUUAUUCUUCUGACAUCAAUCCUUGAACUAUAUUUUCAAGUUUGUCUAAAUUAUCCAUCCAUUGAACGCUUCAUGAAUUUGGAUUGUAUAGAAAAUUAUAAAGUAUCUAUAUCAUUAAAAUUUUGAACCUAUACAAUAAGUAACAAAUACAAUAAAUAAUAUUUAGAUUCUUUCCUUUUAAGUCCUUUGCAUGCCAUUAAUGACUGUUGAUAGAUAGAAAAUAUUUUAGAAUUCAGUGGAAAUUAUAAAGAAUCAAGGUGCCAUUCAGUUAUUGACGGAGGAAUGUUCUAAGGCCCAGCUUGUCGUCCUAAGAAAGGUUAUAAGUGCCAGCAUUAAAAUUGAGUGUCAGGAGCUUCUCAUAGAUGUCGGUAGCUGUAUGUACGGCAACAGUUUCUUUAAAAGGGUCGUACGUCCAACAGUUCAGAUACUACUACUA
Molecule: messenger RNA, 8546 nt
Organism: Diabrotica virgifera virgifera (western corn rootworm)
Lineage: Eukaryota; Metazoa; Arthropoda; Insecta; Coleoptera; Chrysomelidae
Exons: 9
Coding region: 183-7805 (2540 amino acids)
Source: RefSeq, a predicted model, not a curated record